AUGGACUCCAUCCGGGUCUAUUAUUCCAGCGUUACAGGGUCUAGACAGGUGAGACGGCAGCAGUCGGAAGUCCUUCGCGUCUUGGAUGGAAGACACAUGACGUACCAGUUAGUGGAUGUGUCCCUGAAUGAAGGUUUGCUCCAGGAGAUGAGAAGCAAGGCUGGCAAACCAGAUGCAAUCCCUCCUCAGAUAUUUAAUGGAGAGGACUACUGCGGGGACUUUGAGAUGCUCUUUGAAGCCAUUGAGAAUGAAGAAGUCCCAAAGUUCCUGAAAAUUGCAACAAGAGACCACGCAGCAAGGAAUACAAUCUGACAAUCCAAUUUCAAAUGAUACUAAAUUAUUGACGUUUUCCUGACUUGGAUAAAACUUAUCAGUUAUGUACAUG
Messenger RNA from Anolis sagrei ordinatus, 385 nucleotides. RefSeq names its product SH3 domain-binding glutamic acid-rich-like protein 3. Gene Ontology annotation, cellular component: cytoplasm. Lineage: Eukaryota; Metazoa; Chordata; Lepidosauria; Squamata; Anolidae. The record is from RefSeq and is a predicted model, not a curated record.